UAUUGCAAUGAAAAUCUCUAUUUUCCAGGAAUCGGUGGAGAAGGAUAUGAAUAUUUCAAAAUCGGGAGAUUUUUACCAAGAUUUGAGCUAUAUACAGUCUAUUUUAAGUGACACGAAACCAUCAUAUAUUUUAUGCAAAGAAUCGAGUAGUUUUCCAGCAAAAACAGUUAUUAUCCAUUAUGUUCCUGAAGAAGCAGAGAUUCGAGAUAAAAUGAUAUAUGCUUCUACAUAUCAUACUUUAAUCCAAUCAUUGGGAUCAAAUAAGAUUUCUAAAAGCAUUUUUAUUAGUAAUAAGAAGGAAUUAGAUAUAUCUUUGUUUAGAGAGAAUUUGGAGGGAAUAAAGAGGGAAGAUUCCUUAUCAAUAGAAGAAAAAAAUCUUCAAAGUGUAAAAAAUUCUCAAGAAUAUGCAAUAGGUUGUUCUUCUCGUCAAAAAUACAUAAAUGAUACUUUUUUUUUGAAUGUUAGUGAAGAAGCAAAAACAGCUAUUGAAAAGCUUUCAAAAAACACAGAAGAGUUUAAUUUUAUACAAUUGAUCAAUGAUCCUCAAACUGAAAUAUUAAAUCUCGAGAUGACCAUGACGGUAAAACCCAAUGAUAUCCAACAUAUCUUACCAUCAACAUCACCACGUUAUUCUAUUUAUUCAUGGAGUCAUACUUAUAAUGACACUCCAGCCAUUUCUAGAAUAUUUAUUUAUACUUGUCCUAAAGCAUCUACCAUUAAAGAACGUAUGCUUUACAGUUCUUCAUGUUUAAUGGCGUUAUCAACAAUUAAGCAAUGGAUUCCAAUUGACAAAAAAAUUGAAGCACAUGAUCUUUCUGAUAUUGACGAAAUGAUGUUAUAUUCAGUCAUUUAUCCAUUGAUAAAGAAAAAACAAGAAUGUUUUUUGAGACCUAAACGUCCUGGAAAAUGAAUUGCAAUACUAGAAAUUUAUACAUUUAACUGAAUCAAUAAUAG
This is a messenger RNA of Pneumocystis carinii B80, 954 nucleotides long. RefSeq lists its product as hypothetical. Gene Ontology annotation, molecular function: actin monomer binding; actin filament binding. Gene Ontology annotation, biological process: barbed-end actin filament capping; actin filament depolymerization. Bases 8 to 910 code for a protein of 300 amino acids. The transcript is spliced from 7 exons. Lineage: Eukaryota; Fungi; Ascomycota; Pneumocystomycetes; Pneumocystales; Pneumocystaceae. The record is from RefSeq and is a predicted model, not a curated record. Gene Ontology annotation, cellular component: cytoplasm; actin filament.